CUGGAAGUCUGCACAGCGACCGGCGGCUUGUUUUUCUUCCAGCUCUUUCCCCAUCAUUAUCAUCAUCAGCAGUCAACCCUGCUCCUGCUGUUGAUUUCCCUCCAACUUUCUUUCUUCUUCCAUCAUUCCUGGCAAGAACUUCAUACUCUCUGAACCAAAGAAACUCGCGUCGCGUCCUAGCCUCUUCGAUGUAGCAAAGAGACCCUCCCAACGGAUACAGCACAGCACAGCACAGUACACACAUACGCCUACCGCAGUACCUCCCAUACCCAUACCGUCCGUCCUGUCAUCAAACGAAUCCUCGACGACCCCCGUCCACUUCGUACGCUGUACCCGUACCAGCCAGACUUUGCGCACGACUCGGGAAAUCUAGGCCGGAGACCCUGUGGUCCCUCUCCAAGGUUAGCUAGCGGUAUCCGUACCGCAGCAGCGACAAGCCGCCCGUGGCAGAGCCCAGAGGCAAAGACCGCAAAAGCUCUUUUUACCCACUCACGUCGUCAAUCUGCAGCCCACUCCCAGACACCACCACAACCGGUCCACCACUGGCUCCGGUAACCAGAUCCAAGGGCCGCACACAGCACACAGCGCACACUCUUUGCUGAGGGAACGCUGAAAGCCGACAACACUGGGCUUGCACUCUUCUUUCCCUCGCUCACUCCCUCUUUUUUCACGCUCCCUCUAUCCUACUUCUCAGGGCUGGAUUGAUCACGGAUACCUUGGGACUAACCCCGAACUCCACUGUUUGGAUUUGGGAACCCUCCACCCUCCAUUAUCCCCCCCCAAAACCAAAGUACAGCCGGGCACGUACUCAGUACAGUACAGACAGCACUACGUACCCAGCAGCACCACCAGCACCCACCUCAGCGCUCAGCGCCCAGCACCGGCACAGCGAAGGCCUGCGAAACCACCUUCCUUCCGCCUUCCCUCCAUCAUCGAACCUUCCUUCCUCGCCCUCACCCUCACUCACCCUCACCCUCCGCCGUCGCUCUUCUUCUCUGUCUCCAAAGGUGAUUCCCUCGACACCGGCAAGACAAGAGGAAAAUCAUGUCGACUCCCACAACGGCCACAGCGACAUUGCCUCCUCAUUCGCAUUACCAUCAUCCCCAUUAUCCCUACUCACAUCAGCCGUACCAGGCCUCUACUGCUACCGGCUCUUCGUACCGACAGCCAGCGAACCCAAUCCUCUCAACUUCCUCAUCCACAGCGACGACGAGAUUGCCUCCCGCAUACGCAAACUCGUCGAGCAUUGCCUACUCUGCCACCUCUACUGCGAGUCACGCCGGCCCAAAUGGCCUAGGCCCUUCAGCCUCGUCAGCCAGUUCGAGGACCAUUCACGACGUCUCGAGUCCCGACGCGAACUACUCGCUCACCACCAACUCCACCAUGCCUGCCACCAGCUCACUCUCCCAGUCCUCUCAGUCCGCUCGCAAGCGAAGACGAUCAAAGGAGCCUGACUGGAACAAAUUUUAUAAGAAUGGCCUGCCCAAGGAAAUCAUCGUCAUCGAUGAUACCCCAGAGCCAGAGCAGGGCAAAGCCGUCGGCAACGGCGUAAGGGUCGUCUCCAAUGGUAACGGCAGCGUGAACGGCGCCACCACAAAUGGUGCCAGCAGCCGACCUGUUCCCAAGAAGAGGAAAAGAGACGACGAGCCUCAGCACUACGAUCCCGUCUAUCACAACAAGUACGCCGGUUCUCACACUACCACUCCUCACCACAAUGGCACCCCCAGCGGAUCGACCAUAUCAACCGACCGCACUACAAACUCCGCCAUCCACACCACCGCUGCCACGUCCCUCUCUUCAAAUGGACACGAGUACUACGAUGCCCAACCUGGUCAGAAGCGUAAGAGAACCCGUCAACAGAUUGCCCAAGAGGCAAAGAAGAGAGAGGUCGAGGGCCUCGGCGAUCCAUUCCUCACCUACAAGCCGCCUCCUUACCCUCCCAAGAAAGCGCCCGAUGUUCACGUUCGGUUGGUUCAGGAUCAGGGUUACAACAAGAAUGCCAAAGUCGACGAUGAUGAUGGACACUACAUUGUUGUUCCUGACGCCGACCUUACGGAUAAGUACCAGAUGGUGAAGCUACUCGGGCAAGGGACAUUUGGCAAAGUCGUCCAGGCUCGAGACCGUAAGAGGAACAAGUCGGUGGCCAUCAAAAUUAUUCGGUCUGUCCAAAAAUACCGAGAUGCCUCGCGAAUAGAACUCCGAGUUCUCGCAACACUCAAGGCCAACGAUGACGAAAACCGCAAUCGCUGUAUCCACCUCAGGGACUGUUUCGACUACCGCGGCCACAUUUGCAUCGUCAUGGACCUUCUUGGCCAAAGCGUUUUUGAUUUCCUCAAGAGCAACAGUUUCGUCCCCUUCCCCAACAGCCAGAUUCAGAGCUUUGCUCGACAGCUCUUCACCAGCGUUGCCUUCUUGCACGAUCUCAACCUCAUCCACACUGAUCUGAAGCCUGAGAACAUUCUUUUGUGCGACAGCGCCUACCAGACCUUCACCUACAACCGAAAGAUACCCUCCUCUUCUACGACCGUCAACCGGCAGGCGAAUCAGCGCAGAGUCCUGCUCGACACGGAAAUUCGCUUGAUUGAUUUCGGCAGUGCCACUUUCCAAGACGAAUACCACAGCUCCGUCGUCAGCACCCGUCAUUACCGAGCGCCAGAAAUCAUUUUGGGACUUGGAUGGUCAUUCCCCUGCGACAUAUGGAGCAUAGGAUGCAUAUUAGUCGAGUUCUUCACCGGCGAUGCUCUUUUCCAAACACACGACAACCUCGAGCAUCUCGCAAUGAUGGAAAUGGUUGUCGGGCAAAGGAUAGACUCCAGCCUCGUCCAAGCUGUGAACAAGAUGGCUACUAGAAGUGGCGGAAACCCCGCCUCGAAAUACUUCAAGCGCUUGAAACUUGACUAUCCUACACCCGAGACAACACGAGCUUCCAAGAGAUUCGUCAAGGCUAUGAGACGAUUGGAGGAUAUCAUCCCAUCGAACUCAACCUACUUCAAGAACUUCCUGGAUCUCCUUCGGAAGAUCUUUGUCUAUGAUCCCCAGCAUCGCAUUACAGCGAAGCAGGCAUUGCAACAUCCUUGGUUCAAGGAACCAGCGACACCGGACGAUGGUACGGAAGCGGCCAAGAUCCGCCUAGAGCGAAUGAGACAGGAGGGGGAUCACCGAUACCACGCAUGAUUCCUAGCCUACGAAGCUGUUUUCGAACCCUUACGUCUAUAACGAACAAAGCUGAGCAUGAUACGGGAGUUUGGCCGUUUGAUAUCUGGUCUGUACGAUGGGGGCCGACGGAAUUGGAAGGGCAUGGCGCUCGUGCAACUUGAUUUUUUUCCGACAUGGGCCUCAUCAAAGGUCAGCCAUGUUCUGCCCUUAAAUAGCAAAAGGCUUGAUGGCAUGCGGGGGUUUUUUGGGUUGUGUUUCGCGGGAUAAGGGUCAAACUCGCAGCAACACGAGAGAGUAGCACGAACGGUCAAGCCACGCCCUGGACAGCGUUGCUAGUAGAGACGUUUCGAUGAGAGAGAUGUCGUGCCUUGUCGCCAGGCUCAAUAGAGCGAUUCUCAUGACCGACGCAAGCCUCCCGGCUUGUCAACCACUUCUUC
Messenger RNA from Colletotrichum scovillei, 3593 nucleotides. RefSeq lists its product as uncharacterized. Gene Ontology annotation, biological process: protein phosphorylation. Bases 1045 to 3174 code for a protein of 709 amino acids. The transcript is spliced from 6 exons. Gene Ontology annotation, molecular function: protein kinase activity; ATP binding. NCBI's taxonomy places the organism in Eukaryota, Fungi, Ascomycota, Sordariomycetes, Glomerellales, Glomerellaceae. The record is from RefSeq and is a predicted model, not a curated record. Gene Ontology annotation, cellular component: nucleus.